GCGCCUCGCCUCGAGCUCGUCCUGUGAGACAGCGGUGUGGGUUCAAAAGCCCAGGGAAACCGCGGGGGGCGGUCGGAUCGGCGCCCGGGAGCUCCCGCCGCGCCGGAACGCGGAGCCCGGAAGCGUCAGGCCGCCGGCGGCCAUGAACGGCUCCCUGCGACCGGGCGCCAGCAGCUGGCGACGGGCAGCCACCGUGGUGCUGGCCGCGGGCUGGGCGCGCCCGGGCCCCGCCGCCUCGCCGCCGCCGCCGCCGCCGCCGCCCGCCGAGGGCUUUCGGCUGCUGCUGCUGCAGCGCUCCGGGAGCCAAGGCUUCUUGCCCGGGGCGCACGUCUUCCCGGGGGGCGCGCUGGACACGGCAGACCACUCGGCCGACUGGCGGCGCCUCUUCGCGCCGCACCACGGGCCGCCGCGUUUCGGCCUGGGCCCGCAGCUGUCGCGGCCAGCCUCCUUUCCGGGGCUGCCCGACGCCGCCGACGGGGACGAAGCGGCGCUGCCGGAUGACGUCGCCUUCCGCAUCUGUGCCAUCCGCGAGGCCUUCGAGGAGGCGGGCGUGCUGCUGCUGCGGCCCCGGGACGCCCUGCCCGGCGCGGCCGAGCCCGGACGCGCCCUCGCGCCGCCGCCGGGCCUGGACGCCUGGCGCGACCGCGUCCGCCGCGACCCGCGCCACUUCCUGAGCCUGUGCGCGCACCUCGACUGCACGCCCGACAUCUGGGCGCUGCACGACUGGGGCGGCUGGCUCACGCCGUUCUCGCGCCCGGGCGGCCGCCGCUUCAACACCGCCUUCUUCCUGUGCUGCCUGCGGGAGCCGCCGCCGGUCUACCCGGACUUGACCGAGGUGGUGAGCUGCCAGUGGUCGUCUCCAUCAGAGGCAACCGAGAGUUUCAUAUCGAAAGAAAUUUGGUUGGCACCCCCGCAGUUCUACGAAAUAAGAAGGCUUGGAAACUUUGCCUCUCUCUCUGAAUUGCACAAAUUCUGUUUGGAUGGUGCAUCGGAAGGGAUGGAAAGAUGGCUGCCUAUCACAUUAUUAACUGCUGAUGCAGCGGUCCAGCUUUUACCGGGAGACGAGCUGUACUUGGAAGAUUCAGACUUUGUAGAAAACGUUAUGUCCACUGAAAAGAAGACUGAAGAAAUCAUGAAGGAAGGCGAGACAUUUCACCGAGUAGUGCUACACAGCCACCAUGCGUAUAGUGUCCACGUGACUGUCCAGUCAAAGUAUAAACAUGUUUAUCCUAAGACCUAUGUCAUAAGUCAGAGCCGUUUAUAGAGGACUGCCUGUUCAUGAGCUGGCUUGCGUGAAGUCCUGUUGAAUACCGGACAUUGAGUGGACUCGCCUGGAGCAUAAGGACCUUUGUACAAUCUAGUACUGACAUUAGUCUAGUCUAAUAGAGCAUAAUACACAUUCCAAGUGUGUUA
This is a messenger RNA of Hyaena hyaena (striped hyena), 1413 nucleotides long. It is a transcript of the gene NUDT19, whose product is annotated as nudix hydrolase 19. The record is from RefSeq and is a predicted model, not a curated record. Bases 143 to 1264 code for a protein of 373 amino acids. Gene Ontology annotation, molecular function: hydrolase activity, acting on acid anhydrides, in phosphorus-containing anhydrides. Lineage: Eukaryota; Metazoa; Chordata; Mammalia; Carnivora; Hyaenidae. The transcript is spliced from 3 exons. Gene Ontology annotation, cellular component: mitochondrion.